Cuculus canorus (common cuckoo) is the source of this 1593-nucleotide messenger RNA. It is a transcript of the gene ART4, whose product is annotated as ADP-ribosyltransferase 4 (inactive) (Dombrock blood group). The transcript is spliced from 4 exons. Lineage: Eukaryota; Metazoa; Chordata; Aves; Cuculiformes; Cuculidae. Gene Ontology annotation, molecular function: NAD+-protein-arginine ADP-ribosyltransferase activity; NAD+ poly-ADP-ribosyltransferase activity. The record is from RefSeq and is a predicted model, not a curated record. The coding region runs from base 451 to 1326 and encodes 291 amino acids.
UAUCAGAGUUCUGCACUUCUUUAAAAGGGCUUUUUAAGCUCUUGACCAAGAAGUGUUUUCCACCUCAUCCUAGCACAUCACUCCUCAGGACAGAACUGCCUUAGACUUCUCCAAGCUGGACUUCUCUUCCUUUUUGCAAGAACACCAGAUACUUUGGAAUUAAGAGAAUUAUCAAGAUGAAAGACAUCUACACCAGCUGGAGCUGGUGCAACAAGACACUUCCUUAUGGAUUGUGGGCACAUUUCUACCAGUAAAUUGUCUGUUUGGUUUGCUUAAUGACUUCUGAAUUGCUGUAAGAAUGUGCUGAAUUUUUCUGAAGAAUUGUCACCGAAACCUGAGUGCAAAAUACCAACUGCAGAAUUUUCCAUUUCAAGAAAAAAAGGAAAAGAAAUAGAUAUACAUGACCUCUACUUGAGCUCAUUGUUCUUUACAGUGUCUUGGGUAGACUCUAUGAUGCCAGCGCUGCUGGCCAGCCUUCUGUUCCUGAUCUUCUUACAAAGGCUGGCUGUGUCCCACCUCAUGAUGGAUAUGGCUCUGCAUUCCUUUGAUGACCAGUAUCUGGGGUGCAGAGAGCAGGUAAUAGAAGAAUUGGAGAGAGGAGACUAUUUCCAAAAGGAAAUAGCUGCUAACAAGGACUAUUUGAGUGUUUGGAAAAAGGCUCAGGUGGCUUUCUUAAAGAGCCCUGUAGGUCUCCUGAGGGAUAUGCGUGAAAGCCAUGCCAUAGUGCUUAUGGCUUACACCAUGAACUCUUCCCUGCACUCCCAGCUGAACUGGGCCACAUCUACAGCAGGAAAAUCUCCAGAACACUACAGACACAAAUUCAGUUUCAAAUACUUUCACUUUUACCUAACGACUGCUAUCCAGAUAAUGAAGAAAUGGCAGAGCAACAAGGAGAGUAUGGGAAAAAACAAGUGCUACCUGGUGCACAGAGGUGUAAAAGACUUAUAUAUUGAGGCCAUGGUAGGCAGCAGAGUGAGAUUUGGCCGUUUCACCUCCACCUCCCGCCUCUGGAAUGAAGCCCGAAAGUUUGGGAACGAAACUUUGUUCACAGUUACCACUUGUAUGGGAGCAGCUAUGCAAGGCUUUUCUUUCUACACAUCAGAGAAAGAAGUUCUCGUUCCCCCUUAUGAGUUAUUUCUUGUGAAAAGCUUUUUUCGCACACAGCAUGGUAACCGACUACAUCUGCACUCUGUGGGGAACUACAGCAAGUACCACUGCCAGCUUGUGGAAGCUUCAAGAAGCAAGAACAGUGGUCCCACUGUCCUCAUCUCUGUGUUUCUUCCUGGCUUAGUUGGAAUUUUCUUGCAUAUGGUCUGCAAUCUCUGAUUUUCUGGCUGCAUCCAGGAAAGCUGACUUGCCUGCAACAGCAGCCAUGGCAGGUGUUGUGUCCAUGAGAUGCUAGAAGAUGCUGACGAUGUUGGAAGCUCGUGGGCCUGUCCCUCAGCUUAUGAUGCAGGAGGCUGUGAACUCACAGAGGCCGGGUCAGCAUCCCCAGCCCGCAAGGAGGGCCAUCCAUGACCUAAUAGAGGGGUAUGGUAAUACCCAGCCAUAACAACGUGGUUUUGAGGUAAAAAACCUGCUGAUCACCUUGGG